This is a messenger RNA of Durusdinium trenchii, 894 nucleotides long. NCBI's taxonomy places the organism in Eukaryota, Dinophyceae, Suessiales, Symbiodiniaceae. The record is from the annotation of a GenBank genome assembly.
AUGCACAGUGAGGCAUGCAUUGGCCAGAAGAAGUCCGUCUACGAAGGAACCAAUGCAGUGCCCAGGUCCGGAGAUCCUGGUCGUGUCCUCCACUUGGGCCUCACGGACGGGGAGCUGGCCAACCGAGUGAUCGUGGUGGGGCACCACACGCGAGCGGAUUUGCUGAGCGGAUUCUUGGAAGCUGAGGACUCGGGCUCUGUCUUCAAGCUCGCUUCAGACCGCGGCUUCUUAACCUACACGGGCCAGUUCGCCGGAGAAAGGCUCUCGGUGGUGUCCAUUGGAAUGGGUUUGGCGAUGAUGGACUUUUUUCUCCGCGAAGCGCGAGCAGUGGUGAAGGGUCCCAUGGCUGUGGUGCGCCUGGGCACCUGUGGAUGCCUUCAGGAACAUGUGAAGGUGGGCAAUGUCAGUGUGGCAGAUGGAUCUGCACUGGUUCAAAGGAACUACAGUCACUUCGACAGCCAAAGCCCAGCACAUGCCAAGCCCUACACAAUCUCAGAGCUGUGUUUGCCAGAUGCCGAACUCACCUCGACAGUCAUUGCAGCCUUGAGGGAGGCCCUUGGCGGUGAGAAGGUGAACGAAGGCACCAACCUCACGGCGGACUCCUUCUACUCGUCGCAGGGCCGUGCUGAUUCCGCCUUCAACGAUGAGAACAGCCAGCUGAUUGGAGAGGUCUUGGACAGGUACCCCAAAGCAAUCACCAUGGAGAUGGAGACCUUCCAACUUUUUCAUUUGGCUCGCAGCUGCUUGCCGAAAGGCACCAUGCGUGCGGCCGCCUGCGUGGUGAAUGUGGCCAAUCGCCCCACCGGCGAGGUGGUCGGCGAGGAAGCCCUGCGCCUCGCUGAGAGCGAGGGCGGCAAGGCAUUGAUGAAGGCCCUCGCAAAGCUCCAGCUUUGA